Osmerus eperlanus (European smelt) is the source of this 1654-nucleotide messenger RNA. RefSeq lists its product as uncharacterized. NCBI's taxonomy places the organism in Eukaryota, Metazoa, Chordata, Actinopteri, Osmeriformes, Osmeridae. The transcript is spliced from 11 exons. The record is from RefSeq and is a predicted model, not a curated record. Bases 98 to 1066 code for a protein of 322 amino acids.
GCUCACUCACCCAGUGCACAGAGUUGUUCUACACAACGUUAGAGAAUGUUCUUGUUUUUCAAUAUUAACCAUUGUAUUAUCUGUAUAGUCCUGUGCUAUGUGUGUGUUCCUGCAAAUGCAUUUCCUGUACCACCCAUCUCUAGGAAAGAACAAUUGUCUGGAUUCCUGUGAUAGGACCACUCUGGAGGCUUCACUGGGCUCCACAGUGCUCCUCAACUGCAGCUUCAAAGAUACUUGGCUUGGAAACAGCUCCCAUCAGAAAUGGGUGUUCUGGAGCAGACCUCCUGGUUCUAGACUAGUCAGUAUCACAGCCAAAGGCCAGACUGACUUCAAGGACCCAAGAGAUGGUAGAGUGAAAGCCUUUCCUAACCAGGGCAAACUUGGUAACUACUCUAUCCGCAUCGAUGUCCUUCAGGACACUGACCUUGGCUGGUACUGCUGUGAGUGGGGAGAUGAGUGCCGUAGAGUGGAGCUCACCAAAGCUGAAGCGGGGGCUUGGAACAAAAAUAUAAUGCAUUUGUUUUACAUUUCCACUGGAGUGGUCAUCUUCAUUCUACUUCUGAAGACAUGCUGCAUCUUUCAUUGGAAAUUUACAGGGCAUUGCAAAAAGAGCCAACCUGACUAUGAAAAUGAGGACUUCCACACAGGCACAACGGCCAGAGCCCCUCCCCCUGAGGUCAUUGCAUGUGACGAAAAUAUAGGACAAGGGGAAGAGCAACAACAGAGAGACGCCAAUGGCGGGAUCAUUUAUGAAAACAAUGAGCAUGAUCCAACUAUUAAUCAACAACAAGAUAUUACCAGAAAUGUCCCAAACUCUCAAGAUAAUCAAUCCACAAAUGAAAGUCAGAGAAGACACUGUGUCACAUUUCAUAGAGAACUCUUUAGUAGAUUACGUCAAGCAAGUCUUGGACGACAUUCCUAUGUAAAUCAAGCAGAGCUCAACCAACAAGCAAGAUCUCCAAUGGGAAACGGUCAAAGAGCAAGUUUUUGGAGAAAGAGAGCCAAACACAAAUGUGAAUAUGAAAACCCUCUCUACAAUAACAGCAUGGAUCAGCUCAAGUUAUAAAGGAUGGUUGGGUAAAAUAUCAGACAACUUUGAAUUUAUGUGUAUUUUAAGGUAUUCAUGUAAAACUCAUGAAUGCUUACAUGCAACUGCACAGUCAUAGCUUUGUGGUUUUCUACAUGAAUAAAAAUGUAUGCAUUUAUUAAUGUGCACUCGAUUUAGCUGUACACACUCACCAAAAUGCUCCUGACCAUAUAGUACAUACAAUUAUUAUUAAACUUUUCAAAUAGUUUGCCAUCCAGUUUUUAUUUAUUUUUUAAGAACUAGUUGAGUUCAACAUAAAAUAUUUAGUAAUGUUUUGUCAAAAUUAUGCCAUCAGUCAAUUUGAGAGAAUUUCCAGUUUGUUAAUGUAGAUUAAAGUAAUCUUAAAUAGAUGUUGCAGAUUUAGCUUAAUCUUCUUUUGUGUAAGUAUAUAACAUGCAGAGCAAGACAAUAUGUGUCUUGUAUAUUCUAUAAAUCUCACCAAGAGUUUAACUUGUAUUGAAUGUUUGUAUGCUGUAUGCUGUAGUGAAAUGUAGUUUGUCUGCCAAAGUCUAAUGAGAGGGAAAUUGUGAAUAUGAUAAUCAAGGCAAUUAAAGCAAAUGAUAAUCA